AUGGGUAAUCCCUCAGUAGUACCAUCCCAUCAUCACCACCACCACAACCAGAUGAACUCAACUGGUGGGAUUGAUUACAAUAGGCAGCCGAUGGGGCUGAUGGAGUCGAUAGGUCUGGCACCAAAGGGGCGUCCGACUAGUUAUGGGAAAGCAAAUGACGAUGAUCUUAGUGAAGAAGAUGAUCCAAGCUUGAUGGAAGAUGGCCAGGUAUCCCACGGUUCGAAGGGUACAAAGGUAUCUCCAUGGCACCGGAUGAAAUGGACGGAUAAUGUGGUGAGGCUUCUAAUUGCUGUUGUUGCUUAUGUGGACGAUGAUGGUACAGAAGCUGGUGAGAGCCACAAGAGGAAAUCUGGGGUUCUGCAGAAGAAGGGCAAGUGGAAGACUGUUUCCAAGGUCAUGAUCGGCAAAGGCUGCCACGUUUCGCCCCAGCAAUGUGAGGAUAAGUUCAAUGAUUUGAACAAGAGGUACAAGAAGUUGAAUGAUAUUCUUGGUAGGGGAACAAGUUGCCAAGUGGUGGAGAACCCUGGCUUGAUGGAAUCGAUGCCUCAUCUUUCGUCCAAGGCCAAGGAUGAAGUUAAGAAGAUACUGAGCUCGAAACACUUGUUCUACCAGGAGAUUUGUGCUUACCAUAAUGGACAAAAAAUCCCCAACUGCCCUGAUGUUGAUCUCCAAGGCUGCUCAUUACCCAUGAAGGGACACUGGAGAGAGAAUGAUGGUUCUGAGGAGGAUGAGGAAAAUGAUGAUAGCGAAGAUGAUGGCUCCGAGAAUGAAGAUGAAAAUGUCGAUAUGAAUGCUGAGACGACUAGAAGAAAUGAAGAAGGAAAUAGCUAUGAGGUCGAAAUGGCUGCAUUGUUUCGAGACCCGAAUGUGACAUCUGGGGAGAGGAAGCUGUGGGUCAAGAACCAGAUGCUUCACCUACAGGAGCAACGAGUCAGCAUUGCGGCUCAAUCCCUUCAGCUCGAGAAGCAACGCCUCAAGUGGUUGAAAUACAGAAGUAAGAAAGACAUGGAGUUCGAGAGAUUGAAGAUUGAGAAUGAGAGACUGAGGCUAGAAAAUGAGCAAAGCAUGGCACGGAUGAAGCUGAAGCAGCUGGAAGUUGAUCUUGGACAUUCUGAUGCAUCAGUAGAUCCAGUUACUCUUGGAACUCAACGACCACAAGGAAAAGAGUCGAUUGAUCUGAGUAGGCCACACUGUAGAAUGGCUGACGCUUGA
This is a messenger RNA of Linum tenue, 1212 nucleotides long. The record is from the annotation of a GenBank genome assembly. Lineage: Eukaryota; Viridiplantae; Streptophyta; Magnoliopsida; Malpighiales; Linaceae.